UGAUGCCCAAGAUUGGUCCUAGAGAUGUACACAAAGAGAUUUAUACAGAUGCUCAGUUAUCUCAGUGACAGACCCAGUGAACUUACAAAUAUUGAUAAUUUGAAGAGGUUGAAGAGUUGCUUGUCACUUUGAAUUUGGAUAUAAAGAUGCAUGCACAGAGGUACGUCAUAUUUCAACAAGCGAAUUUUGAUAUCCUCUGUGUGCAAAUUGGUGUAAUUAUAGGAGAC
Messenger RNA from Linum tenue, 227 nucleotides. Lineage: Eukaryota; Viridiplantae; Streptophyta; Magnoliopsida; Malpighiales; Linaceae. The record is from the annotation of a GenBank genome assembly.